This is a messenger RNA of Entrophospora sp. SA101, 216 nucleotides long. The record is from the annotation of a GenBank genome assembly. NCBI's taxonomy places the organism in Eukaryota, Fungi, Glomeromycota, Glomeromycetes, Entrophosporales, Entrophosporaceae.
AUGGAUAAUGAUGCAGACCUUGAAAAUUUUUUCUCCUUUGUUUUAUUAUUCGCUGGGGCAUGUUUAUCUUCUUUAUUCCAAAAAAAACUGGAACCGCAUUUGGAUAAAGCAUUAGAUGUAAUUUAUAUUUCUUAUGGGUUCACAGUUUUUGCGAUUAGAGUGACACAAAUCGUCUCCAGCCCAAAUAAUCCUAUUGGUGAUGUCCAUAAAAUGUAA